Molecule: messenger RNA, 465 nt
Organism: Echinococcus granulosus
Lineage: Eukaryota; Metazoa; Platyhelminthes; Cestoda; Cyclophyllidea; Taeniidae
Exons: 4
Coding region: 1-465 (154 amino acids)
Source: RefSeq, a predicted model, not a curated record
AUGUUAUCUAUUCAUUAUUGGCCUGAGGCACUGCACGAAUUCUCCAAUAUAUACCUCAAAAUAAGUUUUGAAUAUAAAGAAUUAGGAAAAAAUAUUGCGUUUUACUUACUAGGGUCAUCAAAAACUAUUUUCAACUUUACUUAUAGGUUCUUGUACAUGGCUAACCGUUUUAACUUCUAUGGUGGCAUUGCUGUUAUUCAUGUGGGCUUCAAACUGGCUUCAGAUCUUCAUAUUUGUAAGCUCGCUUUGACGCUUAAAGAGAAGUGGAAAUGGACAAUUAAGUCUGAAGGUGCUAGCCUCAGUUGGCCCAAGCCUACCUAUGCAGGUUGUGCUCUUCACCUUUGUGCUUUUAUCUCAUCCUUGUUAUAUCAUUGGGUGCUUUACUUUUUGCAUUGUGCAUUUGCAUUAAGUUACACAAAAUUAUUCUUGACGUUCACAUACAGUAUAAAUGGGAUAUUAGGGUAG